UCAUUUUUCUCUUUCCGGCCGGUGCAAGGGGAAAGAUGGCGUCGCGCAAGGAAGGCUCCGGAGCUGCCGGCAGCGGCUUUGGCGCCUCGAAAGGCAAAGGCAAGGCCGCCGCCACAGGCGACUCAGCCGUCAAGCAAGUGCAGAUCGACGGGCUGGUUGUGCUAAAGAUCAUUAAACAUUACCAAGAAGAAGGACAGGGGAAUGAAGUGGUGCAGGGAGUGCUGCUGGGUCUUGUGGUGGAUGACAGACUUGAAAUCACCAAUUGCUUCCCUUUCCCUCAGCACACAGAGGAUGAUGCAGACUUUGAUGAAGUUCAAUACCAGAUGGAAAUGAUGCGAAGCCUUCGCCAUGUAAACAUUGAUCAUCUUCACGUUGGCUGGUACCAGUCCACGUACUACGGCUCUUUUGUCACCCGUGCCCUCCUGGACUCCCAGUUCAGUUACCAGCAUGCAAUUGAGGAGUCUGUAGUUCUCAUUUACGAUCCCAUUAAGACUGCUCAGGGGUCUUUGUCACUCAAGGCAUACAGGCUGACUCCCAAACUGAUGGAAGUCUGCAAAGAAAAAGACUUCUCUCCAGAAGCCUUGAAAAAAGCCAAUAUUGCUUAUGAAAACAUGUUUGAAGAGGUGCCCAUCGUAAUUAAGAACUCAUACCUUAUCAAUGUGAUGUUGUGGGAACUAGAAAAGAAAUCUGCAGUAGCCGAUAGACAUGAAUUGCUCAGUCUGGCUAGCAGUAAUCACUUAGGGAAGAGUCUGCAGCUGCUGAUGGACAGAGUGGAUGAAAUGAGCCAAGACAUUGUUAAAUACAAUACCUACCUGAGGAAUGUGAGCAAGCAGCAGCAGCAGAAGCACCAGUACCAGCAGAGGCGCCAGCAAGAAAAUAUACAGCGUCAAAGCCGAGGAGAACCUCCUCUUCCCGAGGAGGACAUCAACAAACUCUUUAAACCACCACAGCCACCUCCAAGGAUGGAGUCACUCCUUAUUGCAGGUCAAAUUAAUACCUACUGCCAGAAUAUUAAGGAGUUCAAUGCACAGAACCUGGGCAAGCUUUUCAUGGCUCAGGCUCUCCAAGAUUACAACAAUUGAAGAAACUUUGCCGUAGCCCUCAACAAGAAAAGUUAGUUACAGUUUUAUACUGUACAUGAUCCUCUUGAAAGUUUGUUGUAUUGGGAAGAGAGUCUUGCAAAACACACUCAACUUGGUUUCUGUAGUACUGUGCUUUAAGAAAAAUAAAGGCAAAUUUUAAUGAUGUUCUAGCAUUUCCUUAUUUGUGGGCCCUAUUGGACGGGAAUUUUCUGUGGUCACCGCAGGUUUUCUAAAGGCUUGGCAGUUAUUCAUGUUUAGUCAUAGCAAAUAAUACAGGUUUUAUUUUACUUGGAAUCUGACAUCAAACCAAAUUAUUACAAAUGUUCAGCAUAGCUGACUUCACAGAAGAAACUUUAAAUCUCCCAGUUUGGGUUGAGAGCUUACAACCAUAAUGUGCACGUGGAACAGUUGCUUGGUUUUAUUGUCUUCUCUUUGGCCAGCCUGGACCUCCUAUACCAUAGAUUUUUCAUAGACUGCACAUUCAGAACAUCCACAACUGGUGUUAUGUGGAGACUGAUCCCCACCAUAUCCUGUGUUAUUUUCAGUUGCCACCACCAAGUGGACUGAAAUUCAGUGAUGCUACAGAAGUCUUCAUGACAGAAACCUUCAAAGGUUCA
This is a messenger RNA of Dryobates pubescens (Downy woodpecker), 1699 nucleotides long. It is a transcript of the gene EIF3H, whose product is annotated as eukaryotic translation initiation factor 3 subunit H. Bases 36 to 1082 code for a protein of 348 amino acids. Lineage: Eukaryota; Metazoa; Chordata; Aves; Piciformes; Picidae. The record is from RefSeq and is a predicted model, not a curated record. The transcript has 8 exons. Gene Ontology annotation, molecular function: metallopeptidase activity; translation initiation factor activity; protein binding. Gene Ontology annotation, cellular component: cytoplasm; eukaryotic 43S preinitiation complex; eukaryotic translation initiation factor 3 complex.